Molecule: messenger RNA, 283 nt
Organism: Symbiodinium sp. CCMP2456
Lineage: Eukaryota; Dinophyceae; Suessiales; Symbiodiniaceae
Source: the annotation of a GenBank genome assembly
GUCGCAAAACCAAAGCAUAGGACUUCGCGUGGUAAACUGGGACACGACGCAGGCCAAUCUCACUGUGCGAUUGAGGUGGUCUUGGCCCCUACCUGCCGUUCACGCCUACGUCCUCACUGCCCCCAACUUGGCGGAUGUGAAUCCUCCAUGGGAGCCGCAGAAGGUUGCGCCCCAACCCUUUGUCGUGGCACCGCACUGCUCGGACGGCUUCCUCAGCGUGCUGAUGGAGCUGAAGCCAUGGUCUUUCGUGACAGCGUCCAUCGCAGCUCCUUUGCAAACCUGA